ACAAUGUAGGAGCAGUUUAUUGGAGAUGCUGGAAUCUGCGCUGAAAGCUGGAAAUCAAGAAACACAAUGUGAAAGUUUGAGGUGGUAGUUCCAUCGAGAAUUCGUAUCAGCCAGGAGAGGGAAGAGUUGUUGGAAGAGCCGCACUGUGGGUAUAGGUUGGAGUGAACCUGUUGCAGCCUGAGGUCCUGCCCUAGUUCAGCUGGAGGUGGGAGGUGCGCUUUUGGAUUGCUUAGGGAUUAAACAGACAGGAAGUACCCCCUCCCCCCCGCCGGAUUACAGAGCCGGCAAGCGGGUUACAUCAACACAUUUCAAACAAGCUGCUUGCUCACUCCCCUGGCUUUCAGUCCGACUGAAGGCAGUAACGUCAGCCCUUGAUGUGAGAGCAGCCUGGAAGCGCUCUAAACCCAUCGAUCGCCCAGUCUCACUAGCAACUCCAACCAGGUACUUUGGUCAUGAUGAAGAGUAUUGUCCAGCCAAUAGCAGUGUGGGAGAGGAAAGCACCAUCUCACUCAAUCUGUGCUCUAAUGUUAACUGAUGAUCAGCGAACUAUUGUGACAGGGAGUCGGGAAGGGCAGAUUUGCCUCUGGAAUCUGUCUGCUGAUUUCAAGACGCUACCAAGAAUCUUCCUGUUUGGUCACACUUCUCCCAUUACUUGCCUUGGCAAAGCAAGUGAAAAGCAACCAUGUGUUGUCAGUGCAGCUGAAAAUGGGGAGAUGUGUCUCUGGAAUGUUACCAGUGGCCAAUGUAUAGAACAUACAAAACUGCCCUUCACCCACACUGCAAUCAAUUACUAUUACCGUUCAUUUCGGAUGUCUGGAGAUGGCUGGUUGCUCUGUUGUGGACAGUAUCAGGAUGUCCUGGUUAUUGAUGCAUGCACCCUGGAGCUUUGCCAUGCUCUUGUUUCAUCUGCCACACCCGACUGGAUCAGCUCAAUGUGUAUCGUCCGUUCUCAAAGGAUUCAAGAGGAUUCCUUAGUGGGCAUAUCAGUGACAGGAGACCUGAAAGUGUGGGACCUUUCUUCAUCAGUUAAUGGUAUCCAGGCAAGAGAGGAUGUUUUUGAAGCAGAAUCCAAGUCACUCCAAUGUUUUAAUUGUCAAGCGGUGUGUUUCUGUACUUAUACCGAACGUUUGCUAUUAGUAGUUUGCUCUGAUUGCUGGAAGGUAUUUGAUUACUGUGACUUCUCAUUGCUGUGUUUUGUGAACUGCAAUACCGGUCACCACUGGGCGGGUGGGGAAGUCUUGGCUGCAAACAAAAUAAUCAUUUGGACCGAGACCGGGCAGAGCUACAUUUACCAGCUCCCUGACAGGUGGGGUCAGAUGGGGAAACCACGUGAAAAGUUCAGCAGCCUGUUUAAACCUGGCAUUUUUACUUCCCAUGGACAUUCAUUAACUGAGACUGUUUCACCUCGUCUGCUCUGCUAUACAUCAAAAGACGUUAACGGGAAGUUUCUCCAGGCAAUUCUGAUUUUUAUCAACGAGCGUAAGGAACCAUUUCAUAAGAUUCUGUUUUGUGGUGAAGCAACAGGAACUAUUUCAAUGUGGCACAUUCCUGAUGUUCCAAUGGCCAACCGGGAUGGUUCCCCUCAAGAGAUUCAGAUAGUGACAACGUUGAGUCUUCAAGGAGCAUUUGAACAACAUAAGACCUUGACAGAAGAAAUAACUGGUCAGCUUGGGGUCCUUCCAAAUGGAAUUCACACUGGUUUGAUUACAGCUAGUGUCUAUAUUCCCAAUCUUGAUAAUCUGGUUUGUGGAUGUGAGAAUGGGAGAAUUAUAAUCACUCUUGGUUUGCAUGCUGCCCGGGCUCAACUUCUGAUGGAACAUUCUUUGUUGAAAGCCUGGUUACCCCACAGGAUUCUGGUGGGCCACUGUGCUAAAGUCACCUGUCUCCUCCACCCAUUCAAUAAUUCUGCAACCUUUGACACAAGCUGGUUGGUCUCUGGAGAUGAAGAUUCGAAUGUGAUUUGGUGGGAUAUGUUCAAAGGAGAGGUUCUGCACAAAUUUGUGUUGCACGCAGGCCCAGUUCUGAAUCUGUCAGUGUGCCCAGAAGACUGCGGUCCAGAGAUCCACCAAUGUAUUUGCUGUUUAGCAAAUGACAAUUCUGUAGCAUUGUUGAGUCUUCAAUACCGAACAUGCUUGAUGCAUGCAAGAAAACAUCUUUCACCUGUAAAGAUAAUAAAAUGGCGUCCAGCAGAAGACCUCCUUAUAGUUGGAUGUGAUGAUGGUGCAGCUUACAUCUGGGAUGUUGAGACUGGUACUCUUGAUCGACAUGAGACUGGUGAUGUUGCAAAAGCAAUCAUUGCUUCAUGUGAUAACACAUCAUCUACAUUUGUGAAUGUGAUGGAUUCCGUAUCUUUGGGAGUGAAACCUCCAGAUCCGAUCAAGAAGAAGAACACCAGCUACAAACAAUCUGGCUCUUUCAAAUUCAGCUCCUCUUCACCUGCGUUCCAAACUGCUGAAAGCUCCAAAACGUCUGAGAAGUUUGCAUUUCUGGAACCGCCCAUGCAACCAUUCACAGUGCUGCCUGUGAAGACAAAAUGGAGUGAUAGCACCAUCCACGUUUUACUGUUUGAUAUCAGUGCCAUUUGUGAACAGAUGUUCUCACAUCAAGAGAAAGAGCCAAAGUUACAAAAUAUCAUCCCAAGCCAUGAAACAUUAAGGAGACUAGCUAACAUCGACAGCAAAAAACCACCAAUGUCCUCAAAAAGAAAUAGGACAACAACAUCUCCAUGUCAGCCAAAUGGUUCAGUUAAAGAUUUAGUCCGUGAGCACUUAUUUCAUAGUGAAAGUAACACAAACGGACUUAUAAGGGAAAGUGCCGCAAUUAGCAAACAAAAAAAUAAGUUCAAGGGUAUGAAAAGAGUUACACCGUCAACAGUAAAAAAAAUGGAUGUUAAUACGGCCAGAGACGCAGCUAAGUUACUAAUUUCCUGCCUCUUUCCCUGGGGUGUGGAUAGAGAUCUGGAUGAACUCUGCACAAAGCAUUUGGGCAUGUUUGAGCCUUGUUGUCCAGUAUCCUUUGGCCUUUUGUCUCCAGAUGAUUACUUGUCUCUCUUUUUGCCGGGAUGGUAUCAAUUCAAUCACGAGGUGACAAAGGAUUAUGUGUUCUGCAGCAAGAUAUCAAAUAAAGUUGUAGAACUUGCAAAACAGGUCUCAAAUAUUACCCAACUUUGCCCUGUCUCUGUGGAAGAGACACUAAAUAAUGAAGCAGAUGGAAAUUUUCAAUUAGAGAUGACAUCUUAUUUGCUGUCUGUCAUCUUGUUGGUCAACAUACAGAUGAGAAUGCCUUUGCUGUCCAAGGGGAAUGAAACACAUCACACAAUGAGGCAACAGAAAACAGAAUACCUACGAGGUAAAGCAGGGGAUACCUUCCCGUCAUCAAUCCCUGCAUUUUCUGGAGAAGUGAAGCAAAACAGAACCUUUUCUCUACCUUGGGGUUUAAGUAAAGAGAAGAGCUUCGAUACCCUUACAAACCUGAUCACUAGUUGGCAAGUCCAGUCAGUGGAGCUGUUGGAAGCGAUACAAGCUGUACUGCUAUCAGAAGUUCAAACGGUUUUCGGAUCUUUGAGAAAGAAACCGAUCGGUAGUCAACCAGCCAUUGGAGCACCGAAUGGCAGUAGCGAAUCACGGACUGACCAAACAGAGUUACAGGAAGCACAACAAAAUCCAAGCAAGGCAAUGUUUCCUUUGCACAACAUGGCCGUGCAUGACAGCCGCCCACAACUGGCAAAGCACCAAGAACCCAAGGACGUGCCUGACCGACGUGAUUCUGAGGAGUCGGACAGUCCAGACAGUCUGAGAGAGUGGCCUAUGUCGAGGAUCUGUUUUUGCAAAGUCUGCUGAAUUAACCAGGCAUCCACCACUGGUGACUUGUCCUCUAUUUAAGUGAAUUAUAUCAAAAUUGAGAUGGAUGAAAUACUCCAGGAUUUUGGUCUGUUAAUUACAAACAGGAUUCAUGACAUGGUACAGGAAUGGGUAAGGAUUUUGAGAUGGAAAAUAAAUAAUUAUAUGCAACAAUACCAAAUCCAUGUAUCAAACACUGAGAUGGUUUUCACAGCAUUUCUUGAUUUUGUUAUUUAGCUUAUAGUAUGCAGUUGUGCUGUCACAUAAUCAAUACAGCAUGCUAUUUAUUGAUAGUAAAAGGUAAAUAUCAGACUCAAGAUUAGUUUGCAAUCUUAUGUUUCAUGAAAAUAAAAUAGUCAAAUGUGUAGAUGAUUUGAACUCCUAAAUGUUUAAAGAAAGAUGUGCUUUUAUAUAGUCUUUCGUGACUUCAGGAUCUGUACUUUGCAGAAAUUUAACAUUCUAUGAAGUAUAAUGUAGCAGAUACCGUAACCAAUUUGAACAUAGCCAGUUCCAAAGAACUGCAAUGUGAUAGUGAUUAAACUUUUUUUAAUGAUGUUGAAUAAGAGGUAAACAUUGACUGGGACACUGGGGAUAACUCCUGUGAUCCUCCUUGAAAUACACCCACUUGAGAGGGCACAUUGCACUUAAGUCUCACAUCUCAUCUGGAAAAUAGUAUCUUGAACAGUACAGCCCUCCUUCAGGACUGCUCAGGAGUGUCAGCCAAAUUUCUUGUGCAAAGCCUUGACAUUUCUGAUUUUUGAUGUAUGGGUCAUUAACUCAAGUUUGGAGCAAAGGAACAUAGACAAUUCAGGUUAAACUGUGCAGAAUAUCUGAAAAACAUCACAUGGUAUGGGGAUGGAAAAGGGAAUUGAAGUGGGUAGUGUUAGGAAAUUGGAAAGAAAACUCAUAAUUAUUUAGUGUAGAAAGUAGCAUAGAAAAUGGGAUAUGUUUCAUUUUCAUCUUUGAACAGAUGAGAUGGUUGCACUUGUCUCUUAUGACGCUCAACAUUUCCAUGCUCUUAAGUACAACACUGUUAAAAAUGCAGCUUAAUUGUAAAUUGAACUAUCCCAGAUGUUGUAUUCAUUUUCUGAUAUUGGGUAAUUAUACAAAACAAUUGUGUAGCAAACUCCAUACAAGAAACAAAGCCUGUCUUUCAUUUAUAAUAAACUGAACGUGCAGUUACAUGGAAGCUGGUUUUAGCAGAGGCACAGUGGAAGAAAGCUCGAUGCAUUCAGCAACCCAUUGCACAUUGCUAAUAGUGAAUAGUUUACUCAAGUUUAAGUUUUCUGUUAGAUAAUUAGAGCAACAUCUCUUUAAAAAUUAUAUUUUGUAAACUAAUCUAUUAAUGUUUGAUAUGUAAAAUAAUACAAUUGAAUUGUUUAAAUUAUUUUUCAAAUUGUGAUAUUAAAAAUCCUGGUAUUAAAUUGUCCAAAUGGUAUGUCAAAUCCAAAGAAAUUG
This is a messenger RNA of Stegostoma tigrinum, 5297 nucleotides long. Its product is annotated as WD repeat-containing protein 72-like. Gene Ontology annotation, molecular function: protein binding. Gene Ontology annotation, cellular component: cytoplasm. Bases 453 to 3839 code for a protein of 1128 amino acids. Lineage: Eukaryota; Metazoa; Chordata; Chondrichthyes; Orectolobiformes; Stegostomatidae. The transcript has 20 exons. Gene Ontology annotation, biological process: protein localization to plasma membrane. The record is from RefSeq and is a predicted model, not a curated record.